Boleophthalmus pectinirostris (great blue-spotted mudskipper) is the source of this 4796-nucleotide messenger RNA. It is a transcript of the gene arap3, whose product is annotated as ArfGAP with RhoGAP domain, ankyrin repeat and PH domain 3. NCBI's taxonomy places the organism in Eukaryota, Metazoa, Chordata, Actinopteri, Gobiiformes, Gobiidae. The record is from RefSeq and is a predicted model, not a curated record. Gene Ontology annotation, biological process: positive regulation of GTPase activity; signal transduction. Gene Ontology annotation, molecular function: GTPase activator activity; phosphatidylinositol-3,4,5-trisphosphate binding; protein binding.
UGACACGCGUCUCCUCCCGAAAAGUCUGUCAGAGAAAGUCAGGCACAGUGGAUCUACGAACAACCCGAACCCAAACCGCGCCAAACCGGGCCGGAGCGAACCGACAGGCUCCGACCAGCUCCGGGCGCUUCGGGACCAGAACUCCGCGGAGUCCUGCGCCGAACGAGAUGGACAGUAUUAGUCCCAGAGCUGCUCCUCAGUGAUGGACACACUUCCCGUCUCUGGUCCUGGACUUCCUGUUGACUCUGGAGCCUGGAGCCAUGCUGGUCGCCAUGGAAACGCCGGACCAGAGCAGCAUCAGCACCAGUGAGAGCUGCGAGACCCCCGAGGUCGAGACGCUGCUGUCCUCCAUCCACCUGGACAGAUAUGUGGAGAUCUUCGUUAAAGCUGGUCUGGUCUCUGCCUCGGACUUGCUCUUCUUGGACCAGGACUCUCUUCUGAGUUUGGGCGUCACCGCCACCGGACACCGCAAACGGAUCCUGCGCCUGAUCGGCCACCUGCAGCGCACUUCCUGUCCCCCGCGCACCAAUCAGAGCGCCCCCAUGUUGGACUCCACGGACCCCAAACGGCCCGGACUCAAACCGGUCCCGAAACCUCGGACCGUCUUCAACCGCCGCCGCACCACGCCCGUCCACUUCUCCCCGUCGUCACAUGACCCGCAGCGGCCAAUCAGGAGGCUCUCCCCGGAGUCGCGCAGUCUAGACUCUGAUAAUCUCCCCGGCAACAGCGGCGUGACUCCUUCUUCAGUGACAUCGGACUGUGAGAAUCCGCCCGGUGACCAAUCGACCAAUCACAGGAGUCGAUCUAUGUCAGACGCUAGCUCUUUCGUUCCGCCCGUUCCGCCGCGGAUACGACGUAGUUUUAACGCUUUUUCAGCUCCUCCCGUCAGCGAAAACCCACUUCCUGUAACUCCUCCCCCUCGUACGGUUAGUCCUACCGAUAUUCCAGAAUCUAGCGUUAGUCCUACCGGGAAUAAAAAGUUCCUAAAGUCCAGACCGAGCCGGAGCAGGUCGCUAACGGACGUUUUGCCGCCGAUCCCACCGCGACAGAGUAGAAGUAAGAAGAAGCAGGAGGAGACGCUGGAUUCUGAUUGGACGGAAGGAGGUGACGCGAUGGAGAUGGUGUCCAACGAGAUCUACUGGGGGUCUACGCUCAGUGGGAGGGGCUACAGUCAGCAGGCCCCGCCCACUCCACCCAGACUGCCCACAGAGAGGAGCCAGGAGAGGAACAGCAGCAGCACGUUGAGCAACAACUCCUCUUCGUCCACUAGAGCGUCCACGGAUGACCCGGAGGAGGAGAUCAGUCCGUACUGUGAGACCGUGUUCUCCAGGAGGACCCCGCUCCCCGAGAUGGACCGGAGCAGAGAUCACGGAGGCUCUCCUCAGACCGACCAGGAGAGUCCUCAGAGUCUGUGGCUGAAGCGUCUCUCUCCGCACGAGUCCCCGCCCCCUCACCUGGACGAUGACAUCAUCUCGCCGUACGCCAGUUACACGUCUCUGAAUGACAAGGCCCCGCCCGUCCUCAGCGGCUGGCUCGACAAGCUCUCUCCUCAGGGGAACUAUGUUUUCCAGAAACGUUUUGUCAAGUUUGACGGACAGAACCUCAUGUACUUUGGCCACGAGAAGGACGCCUACCCCAAAGGUGUGAUUCCAUUGGCUGUGAUCCAGAUGGCCCGCCCCUCCAAAGACAACAAGUUUGAGAUCGUCACCAGCAACAGGAUCUUUGUGUUCAGGGCCGACAAUGAAGUGCUCAGGUCUCGUUGGGUCCGGACUCUGCAGGACUUCAUCAGGGAGCAGCUGGUCUUCGUGCGGAGGAGGUUUGGACCUGGACUCCACUGUCAGAAACACGGACCUCUGGAGACCAAGGGCCACAAGUCCAAGGUCUACACCGCCAUCUACGGAGACCAGAUCUGGAUCCACAAGAACCAGCAGUGCUUCCGAAACGGGAUCGCGGUGACGGUGAUCGAGGCUCGUGGGGCGACCAUCCGAGACGGAAAACACAAGGGCUUCGACCUCAUCACCCCCUACAAGACCUUCAGUUUCAUCGCCGACUCGGAGCGUGAGAAGAGGGAGUGGACCGAGGCGCUUCAGGAGGCGAUCUCUGAGACCCUGUCCGACUACGAGGUCGCCGAGAAGAUCUGGUCCAACAAGUCCAACAGGGUCUGUGCGGACUGCAGGGCCCUGAACCCGGACUGGGCCUCCAUCAACCUGUGCGUGGUCAUCUGCAAGAACUGUGCAGGUCAGCACCGCAGCCUCGGCACCUCUGUGUCCAAAGUCCAGAGCCUCAAACUCGACACCAGCGUUUGGAGCAACCAGAUCGUACAGUUGUUCAUCAUGUUGGGGAACGAUCGCGCCAACGAGUUCUGGGCGUCUCGGCUGCCGGCCUCAGAGGAGCUGGACUGUGACGCGGCUCCGGAGCUCAGGAGAGAGUUUAUCGCUUUAAAAUACAGAGAGGGACGAUGGAGGAGCCCACACCCCGGCUUCAGCAACCACCCGCAACUGCUCAAGGUGCUGUGUUCUGCCGUGUCAGAACAGACGCUGCUCAAAACCGUCACGCAGAUCUUCUCGGAGGCGGAGGCGGCGCGGUUGGCCAGCGAUGCAAACGGUUCCCACGGCAACAGCUCCUGCACCGACAAGGCGGCGCCACCUUCAGACCCGACUGACCCCGGAGUCUACGACGAGAUCAUGCAGCCCGUGCUCCUCGGGUUCCUCUACAAGUCCUCGUCCUCCCACAGAGGAACGCUGUCCAGGAGAACCAGAGACGACUUCCAGAGGUUCUGGUGCAGCGUGGACCGGUCUCUGGUCCUGUUUGAGACCGAGCUGAGUCCAGACCCGGUCCUCAACAUAAACUACAGAGACCUGCUGUGUCUGGGAGUGAGCCGACCUGACGGGAGCAAGAGGCGGAGCAACGGCUUCAUCGACAGGUUCCGUUACACGUUUGAGCUGUACCUGUCCUCAGAGAAGCUCCUCCAGUUUGGACUAGAGACCGCGGACGAGCUCCACAGCUGGACCAAGGCCAUCGGGAAGGCGUUCACCCCUCUGAGCUGCCACUGUCUUCUGUCCCGGGAGUUUGAGCGCGUGGGGCUGCUCCGGUACAGGGCCAUGAUCGACCCGCAGCAGUGGAGAGACGCCUUCUUCGUCCUGCAGAAGUCCAACCUGUUCAUCUGCCCCAGCACCGACGGAGCCGCAGAGGACAUCAUCAACCUCAGGAGGCUGCAGGAGCUCAGUGUUUCUUCAGAAGGAGACGGUGAGAAGAAGGACACUCUGGUCCUGGUGGAGAGAGGACGCACGCUGCACCUUCAGGGGGUGGCCCGCACAGACUUCUCCCUGUGGUGCGCGGACAUCCAGAGGGCGUCCGGAGGGAGGGGGAACUCUCUGAGGGAACAGCAACUCAGCCGGAACGACAUCCCCAUCAUCGUGGACAGCUGCAUCGCCUUCAUCACGCAGUACGGUCUGGGUCACGAGGGGAUCUACAGGAAGAACGGGGCAAAGUCUCGGAUCAAACUGCUGAUGGAGGAGUUUCGUAAAGACGCUCGGAACGUCAAACUGCGAAUCGGAGAUCACUUCAUCGAGGACGUGACCGACGUGCUCAAACGCUUCUUCAGAGAAAUCGACGACCCGAUCUUCAUGAGCGACCUGCACCCCCUGUGGCAGGAGGCCGCAAAGAUUCCUCAGAAGAGUCAGAGACUGGACCGAUACAAAGAGAUCAUCAGGAGUCUGCCCCGAGUCAACAGAACCACGAUGGCCGCUCUCAUCAGCCACUUAUACAGGGUGCAGAAAUGCGCCGACCUGAACCACAUGUGCACCAAGAACCUGUCCCUGCUCUUCGCUCCGAGCCUGUUCCAAACCGACGGCAAAGGAGAGCACGAGGUGAAGAUCGUGGAGGACCUCAUCGACAACUACCUCUAUGUGUUCGACAUUGACGAGGAGCACCAGACGCAGAUGGAGCUGGAGAUAAGUCUGAUCACGAGCUGGAAGGACACUCAGCUCUCUCAGGCCGGAGACCUCAUCAUCGAAGUUUAUUUAGAGAUGAAGAUCCCAGACUGCUGCAUUACACUCAAGGUUUCUCCGACCAUGUGUGCGGAGGAACUGACCAAUCAGGUUCUGUAUCUAAGGAACGUCCCGCCCUCCGACAGAGACGUGUGGAUGACGUUUGAGGCCAUUGAAGACGGACAGCUCGAGCGCCCCCUACACCCCAAAGAGCGCGUGCUGGAGCAGGCUCUGCAGUGGUGCAACAUGGCCGACCCCAGCUCCGCCUUCCUCAUCGUCAAAAGAGUCCCCAAAGAAGACGCCAUCAACAUAUUCACAUCGUACAAAAGUGAGGUGAUGAAGGUGGGCCUGCUGAGAUGCAGAGAGGAGCCUCCAAAGCUGCUCCAGGGAAACAAGUUCCAGGAGAGAACUUUCCAGAUCCAAGGGAACAAGCUGCGCCUGCUGAAGGACAAGAAGGUACUGUCCUCCACCAGAAGAACAAGCACUGUCCUCCACCAGAAGAACAAGCACUGUCCUCCACCAGAAGAACAUGCACUGUCCUCCACCAGAAGAACAAGCACUGUCCUCCACCAGAAGAACAAGCACUGUCCUCCACCAGAAGAACAUGCACUGUCCUCCACCAGAAGAACAAGCACUGUCCUCCACCAGAAGAACAAGCACUGUCCUCCACCAGAAGAACAAGCACUGUCCUCCACCAGAAGAACAUGCACUGUCCUCCACCAGAAGAACAAGCACACAUCUUCAUUUACCUUCUACUGAAGGACACACACACCACCACAGACCUUCUACUGAAGGACACACAUGAAC